Messenger RNA from Ceraceosorus guamensis, 1598 nucleotides. RefSeq names its product DNA topoisomerase IV, alpha subunit. Gene Ontology annotation, cellular component: nuclear chromosome. The transcript has 8 exons. Lineage: Eukaryota; Fungi; Basidiomycota; Exobasidiomycetes; Ceraceosorales; Ceraceosoraceae. Bases 420 to 1598 code for a protein of 392 amino acids. Gene Ontology annotation, biological process: meiotic DNA double-strand break formation; reciprocal meiotic recombination; meiotic DNA double-strand break processing. Gene Ontology annotation, molecular function: DNA binding; ATP binding; DNA topoisomerase type II (double strand cut, ATP-hydrolyzing) activity. The record is from RefSeq and is a predicted model, not a curated record.
GAUCGAUGCGCAGCCAUGAGUCAAGAGCAUAGGUGAUCAAUCUCGUUCCCUCGCGACUGCGACUCGCAGCCCUCCGUGAAGCGAGAAUGGAAGUCCACCUCCUAACGUUGAAUCACUCCGAUCAGGGGCCUGGAUCAGCUCGAAUGCCCCAUGACCAGUAGCAAGCAGUACUGGGAUUGUGAGGAGCGUGCUGUGCUGGUUCUCCGCAGCUAGAUGCGCUGUUGUGUGGCUCUUCAGCUUCAUCUGAAGGGAUGAGACACUCCAUCACAGCUGCCGUCGACCUUCCAGCAAGAUCGGGAGCCAGAUUAGAAAACGUAUGACAGGCUUUGUCAGACGGGCGUGCAACUCAAACAUUCGGGGUCCGUCGAGUGCGGACCGAGCGAGCCUGCACCACCUCCCGAAUCCGAUUGGGGCCUGCCAUGCAAAGUGCAUACCCGCCAUUUCGAGCACACGCUUCAGCGUGUCGCUUGCUGGAUAAGAUCGAGAGCGUUGCGGCAACAUUUCUCGAGCAGCUUGCGGAAGGGCUCGUGACGGACCAUGACCCCCAUCGGCCAGAGUGCAGGAUCGAAGCCGUAGGGGAGCCGCAGGACGAGCAAGCAAACAACAGUGGCAUGGACAGCGAUGCCGAGAGCGAGAGCAGCAUACAUGAGGAAGGACCCCUCACAGUAGAGCCCAUUCAGCCUGGCAUGAAUCAGGCAGUGCUGCGCCCGAGCUUGAUGGCGUUUCCCCGUCAGAGGUCGCGAUCCGUACUACGGAUCGCUCAAAUCCUGACAAUCCUGGCUUCGAUGCAGGCUGCGAUCACCGAGAGGGUCACAGUCUCCAGAAGAGCCGUGUACUACGAGAACCCCGCCCUUUUCGGCACGCAAGCAAGAGUGGAUGAGCUAGUGCGCGAGCUAUGUUCAGCAUUGUCAGCACCGGCCUGGACUCUGGGUAUCGCAGCAGCUUCGAAGGGGCUUUGGGCAGGCGACUUGUCCGUAGUCUAUUCGGACUUCACCACCCUGCGCGGGCAUACCUCAGCUGCCACCCGGCAAGGGGAUCAUUCUGACCAGCUUUCCGUGACAACCACAGAGCACCUCAUCGGGAACGUCGAGAGCAUCGUCAAGCUGUCAACCAGCGCAGGGUGGAUCUGCGUUGUCGAGAAGGAGGCCGUCUUUCGAUCCCUCCUUGCCGACAGCAGCUACUUGCGGGAAUACGGUAUCGAGGGCAGUGGCGCGGUAAUCACAGGCAAAGGCUACCCGGACGUGGCCACCCGCAGCUUUCUGAAGCUGCUGAGCACAUCGUUCCCAUCGAUUCCAGUGAUCUUGCUUGUUGACAGCGAUCCUUUCGGUCUCGAUAUUGCACGCAUCUACAGAUUCGGCUCCAUCUCAUCAGAGCCGGAAGACGUCGAGAGCCUCGCUUUGCCGCAGAUCAGGCUUUUGCAAAGUUCGAGGCCUCUAGGCGAGUACGACAACUCUCAAAGCUCAGUCUUGCAGCUCACUUGCCGCGAUAGGAACAAAGCGCGCAGUCUGCUCCGACUCAGCGGGCAUCGGCAGCUGCCAGAGGAAUGGCGAGCGUCCUUAUCACUCAUGAUCUGGACUGGUAAGAAGGCAGAGCUCUGA